Messenger RNA from Ilex paraguariensis (yerba mate), 768 nucleotides. The record is from the annotation of a GenBank genome assembly. Lineage: Eukaryota; Viridiplantae; Streptophyta; Magnoliopsida; Aquifoliales; Aquifoliaceae.
AUGGCGACAGCUCAGUUAACUGCAACGACAAUUUCUGCUAAGAUUUUGCCGUCAUUUGAAGGGCUAAGACCAUCAACUGUCAGGGUCUUAUCUGCUGCACCUUUGAGAACCGGUGGUUGUCUCACCCAAAGGUCCUUCCAUGCUCUCGUCGUCAGAGCUGCCACUGUUGUUGCUCCUAAGUACACGUCACUUAAGCCCUUGGGUGACCGAGUGUUGGUGAAAAUUAAGAUUGCUGAGGAGAAGACUGUAGGUGGUAUCUUACUGCCAACAACAGCACAAACAAAGCCUCAAGGAGGUGAGGUGGUUGCUGUUGGAGAAGGUCGAACAGUUGGAAAGAACAAGGUGGAUGUCAGCAUAAAGACUGGUACCCAGGUAGUGUACUCCAAGUAUACUGGCACUGAGGUAGAGUUUGAUGAAUCCAAUCAUCUCAUACUGAAGGAGGAUGACAUUAUUGGCAUUCUUGACACGGAUGAUGUUAAGGAUAUGAAGCCCUUGAAUGACAGAGUUCUAAUCAAGGUUGCUGAGGCUGAGGAGAAAACAGCUGGAGGCUUGUUACUGACAGAGGCCAGCAAGGAGAAACCUUCCAUUGGCACAGUAAUUGCUGUGGGGCCUGGUCCUUUGGAUGAGGAAGGGAACAAGAGUUCAUUAUCAAUUUCCCCUGGGAACACGGUUCUGUACUCCAGAUAUGCAGGGAAUGACUUCAAAGGUGCCGAUGGUUCUGAAUACAUAGCCCUAAGGGCAUCUGAUGUAAUGGCUGUGCUUUCGUAG